AUUAUAUUUUACCUCUGUUUUGUGGCAAGCCACCCAGGGAAAAGUUAUAGAUGGGUGGCUCUGAAAUUGAAAUGAAUAGAUAAAUAUACAAUUCCACUGAGAAAAAUAGUUGAUGCCACCUUGGGCUGUGUUAACAGCAAGAUAAGUUCCAGAUUAUCAGAAGAAGACAAGCCCCCUCCAGGCUCCCUGGCUCUCUUCUUCCAUAUGCCACCAUCUCCAAUCUCACAGGCCUGCACAUGGUGGGAGCUGAACCUCUGCUCUGCUCACUUAGGUUCCCUGAAAUGAUCAAGCACCCCAGAAGUAAAGAUGAGGGAGAAACUUGACUCAGUGUUGCAUUUAAAAGCAAACCUUCUGAAUCCACCCUUUCUGACAUUAUAUGUGUUGUUUGUUGUUGUUGUUGUUGUUAAAGAUUUUCCUUGCUUACAAAAGCACAUGUAUUGACUCUUUCUUCAGGUUGUGUUUUCUACAGAUCAGUUACAUUUGUUGUGAUAAAAAGUGAUAAAAAAAGAAGAAGAAGAAAGAAGUAAAGUACAAUUAUAUGUGAACUGAAACAUAGGCACUGACUUUAAAGCACUGAAGUGAAGUAGGACUCUCUUGUGAAAUGAACAUCUCCCAUUUGGAGAACCAAACCUUCAACCCCUCCACAUUCCUCUUGACAGGCUUUCUUGGGCUGGAGUACGCCCAUCGCUGGAUCUCCCUCCCCUUCUGCUUCAUCUACAUGACGGUGAUCUUGGGGAACUGCACAAUCCUCCAUGUGAUCCGAACAGACUCAAGCUUGCACGAGCCAAUGUAUUAUUUCCUGGCCAUGCUGGCCUUGACCGACCUGGGCUUGUGCCUCACUACGUUACCCACAGUGCUGGGCAUAUUUUGGUUCGAUGCUCGCGAGAUCCCUUUCAGCGCCUGCUUCACACAGCUCUUCUUCAUUCACUCCCUCUCCCUCGUUGAAUCUUCCGUGCUCUUGUCCAUGGCCUUUGACCGCUUCGUGGCCAUCUGCAACCCGCUGAGAUAUGGCUCCAUCUUGACCACCCAGAGGAUCGUGACAAUGGCGCUGGCCUUUGCAUUCCGCAGCUUUUCCCUGAUUGUGCCUCUGCCGCUGCUUCUCCGACGCUUCCAUUACUGCAGGACCAAUGUCCUCUCUCACUCCUACUGCUUGCAUCUGGAAAUCAUGAAGCUGGCCUGCUCAGACAUCAUCGUCAACCACAUCUAUGGGCUGACCGUUGUGGCCUUCACGGUGGGAAUCGACUCCCUCCUGAUCUUCCUCUCUUACGUCUUCAUCCUGAAAACAGUCCUGAGCAUUGCCUCCAGAGAAGAGCGCCUCAAGGCCUUCAACACUUGCGUCUCCCACAUCUGUGCUGUCCUGCUCUUCUACGUGCCCAUGAUAGGCCUGUCGUUGAUCCACCGCUUUGGGGAACGUGCCCCUCACAUCGUCCACAUACUCAUGUCCUACGUCUAUUUGCUGGCACCUCCUCUGAUGAACCCAGUUGUGUAUAGUAUCAAGACGAAGCAGAUCCGCCAACGUAUCCUCAAGAAACUCUGUGCUGUGAAGCUCAUCCAGACAUAAGGACAAUAAAAAGUUUAAGUGCUACACUUACAUUACAAUAUAUCAAUGAAUAAUGUUGCACGAGUCAGGUGGGUGCAUCUAUUUUGCUUCUCAGGUCUAUUCAGGACCUCAAAGUUCAGACACCAACUAAAGACAACAUGCCCUGUGAUGACUGUAUGCUCUACUGCUUCCAUUCCACUGCUGUUUGUCUUCCACCAACCAAACCAUGUUAUUUGUCCCAGUGUUCACUGUGGUGGAAUUGUGUGCCUUAUGUAAUUUACAUAAUAUAUAAAAAUUCUGUUGUCAUUGUGUUAUUCAGCCCCCACCCAUUCCAAUGCAAAGGAAACACAAAGCGGAUGGAGGGAAGUAAUCAAUUGCAUAAUCAGGGCUUUUCCCCCAGCUGGAACGCAAUGGAACUCAGUUCCAGCACCUCUCAGGUGGGAACCGUGGCCAUUAUAAGAGUUCUAGAAAAACAGCCUGGCACAUCAUGUUUGCAAACUGAAAGCAACAUAUGAUUACUAACUGUACUUGCUGGAUUGUGUUCCAUUCCAAAGAAAAAAUAAAUAAGCACCAGCAAUUUCUGCUCUCGUAUUUUUUCUUGCAAGAAUUCUCUGAUGUCCCUUGCACCAGGGUUACUGAAUGCUCGGUCUCUCAGAAGGCUUUAUGAUUCCCAGGACUGUGUGGGAUGGGAUGAUGCUGAGCAACUAAGCUAGUGAAACAUUGAAACUGAAAAGUUGUUGGGGACAGGACA
Podarcis raffonei (Aeolian wall lizard) is the source of this 2291-nucleotide messenger RNA. Its product is annotated as olfactory receptor 51G1-like. The record is from RefSeq and is a predicted model, not a curated record. Gene Ontology annotation, biological process: G protein-coupled receptor signaling pathway. Bases 602 to 1561 code for a protein of 319 amino acids. The transcript is spliced from 2 exons. Gene Ontology annotation, molecular function: G protein-coupled receptor activity; olfactory receptor activity. Gene Ontology annotation, cellular component: membrane. NCBI's taxonomy places the organism in Eukaryota, Metazoa, Chordata, Lepidosauria, Squamata, Lacertidae.